This is a messenger RNA of Lates calcarifer (barramundi perch), 5728 nucleotides long. It is a transcript of the gene prkacab, whose product is annotated as protein kinase, cAMP-dependent, catalytic, alpha, genome duplicate b. Gene Ontology annotation, cellular component: nucleus; cAMP-dependent protein kinase complex. Gene Ontology annotation, biological process: peptidyl-serine phosphorylation. Lineage: Eukaryota; Metazoa; Chordata; Actinopteri; Centropomidae. The record is from RefSeq and is a predicted model, not a curated record. Gene Ontology annotation, molecular function: cAMP-dependent protein kinase activity; protein kinase A regulatory subunit binding; ATP binding.
UUUUUUUUUUUUUUUUUUUUUUUAAAGGGGGGGGCGCAUUCCUGUCAAGCGCCGCUGACAGCCAAUAGACAUCCUCGCAUUGACCAAGAUUCCCACAGUUCGGCCGCUCGAAGCCAAUGGGGGAGAGAAACCAGAGAAAGUGGGCGCGUACGUCGUCGGGAGGAAAAUAAUCGGUGACGUUCCCCUCGCUUGUUUUUUGUAGGGCGGCGGGACGCUGCCGUUGUUGAUGGAUUGGGCAGGCCCAAUCGGAGCGCUCCGUGGCACAGCGCGUUGAGAAGUGGCCAAUCCCCAGCCUAGCUCCAGCUGUCAAUCAACCCGGGUUCUGGCGACUAGGCGGGACGUUCUCUAGGCUGUAGUUCCGUCAUCUCGCUCGUCUCCGAGGCUACUGGGGGCCAAUGUUGAUUUGGGCGAAUUCCCGUCGUUGUCGGACCCCGCCGAGCUUUACUUUUUAAAAGCUGGGUUCGCUAACGAAAAGUGGCAGGCUUUCGAUUGGGAAUAUUGCAUCCCCGCCCUCGGUGUCGCUGUUUUUUGGGCUGGGGGAGAGGUGGGGAGCCGGGGGGCCUCGCUCGGCGGGGGCUGCAAGGAGGGACAGGAGAAGACUGGAUCCUCCGUGUUCAGGCCAAUUGCACCGAGCUCGGCCUGACAGUCCAGCGAAGCCCCAGCGACCGAGAUACCACAACGUCAGCUCCCCGUGGUUUUAAGCUCAAUAUUGGUCGCCGGUCGUUGGUGACCGUGGAGUGAGUGAGCCCGUCUCGCCGUGGCACCGCAUCAGCAGCAGCUGUCAGGCUAUUAAAGAUCAAGAGCUCGGAGUUAGCGCUUGGUACCGCUGGAUUUAGGGCACACCGUUCAGACCUAAUCGAGCUUAGACCGGCUUGAGAAGGCUGCAGGGCGGCCAAAAAGCCACGGAUCGCCCGUUGACAAGUUGUCAUCAUGGGCAACGCGCCCACGGCCAGGAAGGGCAACGAGAUGGAAAGUGUCAAGGAGUUCCUUGCUAAAGCCAAAGAGGACUUCCUCAAGAAAUGGGAGAAUCCUGCACAGAACACUGCUUGCCUGGAGCAGUUUGAGCGGUUGAAAACCCUGGGCACAGGCUCAUUUGGCCGUGUUAUGCUGGUGAGGCACAGAGAAACGGGACAGCAUUAUGCCAUGAAGAUCCUCAACAAGCAGAAGGUGGUGAAGCUCAAGCAGAUAGAGCACACUCUGAAUGAGAAGAGGAUUCUUCAGGCAGUCAGCUUUCCUUUUCUGGUGCGGUUAGAGUACUCGUUCAAGGACAACACUAACCUCUACAUGGUGAUGGAAUAUGUCCCAGGUGGAGAGAUGUUCUCUCAUCUACGGAGAAUUGGCAGAUUUAGUGAGCCUCACGCUCGGUUCUAUGCUGCUCAGAUCGUUCUGACCUUUGAAUACCUGCACGCUUUGGACCUGAUCUACAGAGACCUGAAACCUGAAAAUCUGCUCAUAGACCAACAGGGCUACAUUCAGGUGACAGAUUUUGGCUUUGCCAAACGUGUAAAGGGCCGGACCUGGACACUGUGUGGCACCCCAGAAUAUCUGGCCCCAGAGAUUAUUCUCAGCAAGGGGUAUAACAAGGCAGUCGACUGGUGGGCGCUGGGCGUACUCGUCUAUGAGAUGGCAGCAGGGUACCCACCUUUCUUUGCUGACCAGCCCAUUCAGAUCUAUGAAAAGAUCGUAUCAGGGAAGGUGCGUUUCCCAUCUCACUUCAGUUCAGACCUGAAGGACCUCCUGAGGAACCUGCUACAGGUGGAUCUCACAAAACGUUACGGGAACCUCAAGAACGGUGUCAACGACAUCAAGGGACACAAGUGGUUUGCAACUACUGACUGGAUUGCCAUCUACCAGAAAAAGGUGGAAGCUCCCUUCGUCCCAAAGUUCAAAGGACCAGGCGACACCAGCAACUUCGACGACUACGAGGAGGAGGAGAUUCGUGUCUCCUUCACUGAGAAAUGUGCCAAGGAGUUUGCUGAGUUCUAGAGUUAGAGAGCGACAGAGGAAGAAAGAAGGAAGUAGGGAGAGUCAAAGGUAGGCUGGUCAAGUGGGAGACAUAAGGAGAGAGUACUGUCUCCUGUCCAAUCACAAGCACCAGCUACAAAAAGAGGGAAAAUGACAUAGAGAAGGGAAAAAGAGCAAGGAGACUGAUAACCAGCAGUGUUGCCUUUUCUGUUGCGUUUUUGUUGUAUUUUAUUUAUUAUUCUGUCUUAUUUAUGGAUCCCUUUAUAAUGAAGGUGUGCUUCAGAUUCAUGGGUGUUGGGAACCCCACUUAUUUAGAGUUGCCUCUACUCAUUUUCACCCAAGGUCUCCCCUUCUCUUUUAUUUUUUCUUUCAUCUCUUAUUCACUUUUGCACCACAACACAGAGAAAUCAGUCAGUCUGUUCUAACCCACAGCAGUCUGUGAGUCAUUACAUGAAGCCCGUUGAGUCUUGUACAAGUUGAGGUCUCAGUCUGCACAAACGUUUCAUAAAUUUAAACUGCCAAUUGGCUGACUUGCUCUUUCCCUUUUUGAGUAAGAAGAGCAUGUAAGUGAAAAUUGAAAUGAAUCACAUACACUUUCAGCUUAAAUGACUUUAGGUUUUGCAGUUUUGUCUUAAUUUUUCUUUAAAUAUUUGAACCUUGACCCUCUCAUAUCAUAGACAACAUACUUUAAGUCUCUGGCAUGAUGAGCCAAAUGAAAAACAAAAAAAUGGAUUGUGCGCUCAAACUAAUUUCAGUCAGAGACAGAUGACACUUAAGGGGAAAAGAAGUCAAUUAAGUUUACUGUGUAACUCCAUCUAUACUUCUUAUCAUUGUUAGCAUAACCAGGCUUUGUGCAUAUCUGCAGCACUCAAUUUUUAAAUGUUAUUAGAUACUAGUGGCUCCAAUGAUAUCAUGUCACACUAACAAACAAGGAAAUUAGGAUAAGGGAACAGAAAUAUCUCAGUUUUAAUGGUGUUGUUAGGGAACAUCAUAACAUAAUGGUAUCUCAGGUUUGAACAUAUCACUAAAUAGACAUUUUAUCAGCAUAAAGCGUUAGGAUCAGCAGGUAAAAAGCUGUGUGAGACACUUGCUUAGUAGAUUUGGGAAUUUAACAUUCUGGUUAAUUAAGAGGAACAUAAAGGGAAUAUAAAGAGUUUUGGUUAGCGUCUUCCACAGAUUUCCCCUUCCAGAAGAUUUGGUUUUGCUAUCUUUGACAGCUCUGUCUAGUCUUAAAAGCACUUGCUGUCUCUGCUCAGAGUUCACUUACUAGUCAAGUUGAUUGUGCAUGUUGAAUCAACCAUUUGGCCCUUGUCAACUCUGAAUGAAAGAGACCAUCUGAGGCAGACUAGCUCAUACUGCCUCUGACUGGUGGUCACUAGAGCUCUCUGACUAGUCAUUGGUGGCAGUCUGGAUAGUGUGCUUUGGCUUUAUGGUCUUCUGUAGAAACCUGUGUUUAUGUUCAUCUCCCCAGCACUCAGCCGCCUCCUCUUGUUACUUGCAAAGUUGGACCACACUCCAUGUGACAGUCUUACAUGUUACAGCAACUCCGUUCACAUUUCUGUGUUUAGAACAUGCACAGUUUUUGUUUUAUUUUGUUUUUCAUGUGGUGGUGAUGAUGUAAAGAUGACUGGUACUCUGUUGAACAAGUUAAGAAAGGGCAGAGCACCUGGAGCUAAAUAGAGCUAGUACUGAAAAGAGACAAAAAUGUUCUUAGUGCACAGUAUACAACUUGCCUAUUUAAAGUACACGACAUACAACACUUCAGGUGUUCAGUUCCUCCUUAGCUGCUGAGCUAUGACGGCAGAGUACUUAAGCAGUGCCCAAAAUGGUGGUCAUUGUAGGAUUUGUUCAUUCAGAAUUUAUAAGAUAAAACCAAGUGACACUAGUGUCUGUUUCAAACAUUAAAAUGCCUUCUUUAUAGCUGUAUUUUAAUGUGCCACCAUAAUGAAGAUAUUCUAAUUUGGUCCAUAUGGGCGCCUCUGUUUUUCUCUCAUCAUUUAAAACUCUGGAUAUCUUUGAUUCGCGUGAGUCUUUCCUGUCCACAAUAGUUCAGAUACAGGAAAAUAUAACAAGCCUUUUCUCAGAAUUACACAGUUGUUUUGUGUAGUUACAUGUGUGUAUCAUUUGUCAUAUGGAAUGAUAUUUAAAAUGACCUAACAUGAAGCAAUUUGCAGGGUGAGCUAAAUGAUCUGUUGCAGAUUAUUUUUAGGUCUAUGUAGUCCAGUGUCUAUGGUUGGAUUAAUCUGCUGGUAUUAAAACACCAUUCCUCCCACUCUCUGUACAUUGUGUACAGUAUUUCAAUGCUGGAAUAUUAUGUGGCCCCAGGUUUACUGUGUGGUGAUUGAUUUAAACAGAAACUAAUUUAGGAACAUGCACCAUGUAAGCACAGUAUCAGCUGAAUUAAUGAUGGUCUUAAAGGGCCACUCCACUGAUUUUGUAUUGCACUUCCACAGAUAGCGACAUUUGCAGCAGAGGCCAACCUAUCCUGACUUUUAGUCUCUAGUAAUCCAAUGCAAUUUGGUACCAUCUGCUACCCACCAGUUUGUCAUUCAGACUUUCUGUUAAAAAUGUGUAUUCUCCAAACUUCACCUGAGACACAUGGGUGAUGUUGUUUAGGGAAAGUGCUCUGAUCAAUACCAACACAACUGUAUAUGAGCCAGAGUUAGCCUAGAGGGCUAAUUUUAAUCUGUUGCCACAGGCCAGAUGUUAAAAAGGCACACUAAAAAUAGAAGAAAAUGAUAUGUCUUAUAAAACUGAUAUACAUAACAUAGCAAAUGUGCACAAAAUAUUACAACACAUAUCAACCAAUAAAUAAUGCCUUAGUGUAACACAUGCUAGGUAGUUGAGUAAUGGGAGCAAUUACAUGUAAUGUAACAGGACAGACAAAGUCUAAAAAUCACAUACCACCCGAGGCUCUUUAUAAUGUCACUUGAUGCUUGAGUAUGGCAUAUCCACCCCCCCAAAAAAAGUUACAAUUAAUCAAAUUACCACACACCAAUUGCCACUGUGAACCUGGGGCAGUUCAUUAAGUCAACCAACUUGUGACCAAAGGGUCCAUCCCCUUCUCUGUAUCACCCUCCUUUUCACUACUUACCAUAUUCAGUGUGGAACUCCGGAGCACUGACUCCACCUCUCUCUCUCACACAGAGAGGUGAAGCAGCUCAUUUUAUCAAUCAAUCUUAAGUCAAAACCAUAUUGGCAUGUAGAUGAUGGCAAGAGCUGCAGCGUGGCUACAUACCUGCAUGUAGUCAUCCGCUGGCUUAUUGGUUGUUAUGGUCUAAUUUACAAACCGCUUUAUUAUUAUUAUUAUUAUUAUUAUUAUUAUUAUUAUUAUUAUUAUUAUUAUUAUUAUUACAUUGUAAUACACUUGUUGAGACUUCACAUUCGCUGUAUUUCCUCCAUGUCAAGUUUAAUGUUGACUAUAUCAUCAUGGACAAAAUGUUUGAAGUUAUAAUACAAUAUUAUUCUGUGUCUCCUCGAUGUUUUUGCAGUGAUACAACUUCCUCUCGAUGCAGGCACAAUGCUGGUUCAUACUGUCGCACUUUUUAGGGAAAUGAGACCCCAAUGUAAACCAUGUUAACCCCUGCCACACACACACACAUAGACACUCACAUGCGCGCGCGCGCACACACACACACAUACACACACACACACUCUGCAAAGGGAAGCGUCUAAAGUCACGGGAACAGUGACAUAAAAACACGAAGUGUAAUAUUUUGCAACAUGAGUAUCAUUCCAAUAAAGUUUUACUGGUAAAAUUCUA